Molecule: messenger RNA, 1327 nt
Organism: Closterium sp. NIES-67
Lineage: Eukaryota; Viridiplantae; Streptophyta; Zygnematophyceae; Desmidiales; Closteriaceae
Source: the annotation of a GenBank genome assembly
GAAACAGCGAACCUGCAGCUUCGACGACGUCCCUCCAAGAAUCUCAUGAGCGGUUCUUGACGAGCCUUUGCGCCGCUCGUUCCUCUUUCAAUCCUCGGCCACCGCUCCAGUGACGCGAUCACUCAAAGGGCGUGGUGAAUAUACCGCAUGCUCUUAGCAGCAAACCUGCAGUGCUUUUACUCGCGCAGCGCUCGUCGCAGCAGGUGCAGCGUCUGCACCAAGAUCCGAUCCAGAGUCCCCUCCGGUGGAUCCCUCAUCGUCUCCCCCGUCUCCCCUGACGUCUCCCCCGACAUCUCCACCAACUCCUCCCCCAACUUCUCCCUCGACGUCUCCCUCGACGUCUCCCCUGACGUCCCUUUCAACUUUCCCCCCGAAGUCCCUCUUCGCGUCCCUGGCAGCGGCCCUCCCACACAGCCUCUCUGGCAUCGCCUUCACUCACGGCUGGCCCGUGGUGAAGGGCAAGGUGUUCGUGUGCUAUGUGGCCAAGCUGCGUCCCACCCGCAGCAACGGGAAAGUGGUUGGAGACCGAGGAGCAACCGGGAAAGCCUGGGUUAAGGGAGUGAAGGCCGUGGAUGGAAGCUUCCUUGUGAUGAAAGUACGCGUUGACAACAUCCGUCCGGAGGGGAGUCUGCCUCAAGUGCGUGUCCAUUCCUCAUGCCUGGAGGGUAUGUUACGACAAGGAGUACGGGAAUAGUGACCCAUAUCAGAGGAUUGCAGGCAACCGGGGUCAUCUGGUCAACCGUUACAGCUUCAUUGCCGGGACGAAAUUUGGCCCCGCGACUAUGGCCAGACGCAGCAAGGUAUCCAGUACUAUGUUUCUCUCUUAGGCAACGAUCUGUUUGUUGCGUCUCAUCAAAACAACAACUUUUCACUCUGCGGGAAGCUGAGGAAGAAGCGCUGAAGUUUCAUUCCAGUGUUGGGGAAUUGGAGCAUUUGCACUCAACUUUUCAACCUCGGAAGAUUGUCUCAGGCGUGCCACGGUUCUGUUAGAGGAAGCCGGUUUGGGGGUGUAUCAUGGCAAAGGAUGGGGACUCACAAGUGACGCCAGCAGGGAGGGUGGGUGAGGGGGGGGAGAGGUAGCCGGUUUUGGGGAAGAGCUGACUGGAGUGAGUCGGGUCGGGACAGGAGUGCACUAGGGCAUGCAAAAACGUUCUUGAAAAUUGGGGUGCAGCAUUCGUCCGAUCGAAACCAUGGGCUGCAAGUCAUGUGUGUGCAGGGUAGCUCAGCCUUAGAACACCUUGACCGAGUGCUUUUUCUUCGCUACUCUUGUUAGUUACCGUGUUAUGUGAAUUGGUUAGUAGUUCUGAUAUUUUACAGUACGACACCA